Molecule: messenger RNA, 2130 nt
Organism: Drosophila novamexicana
Lineage: Eukaryota; Metazoa; Arthropoda; Insecta; Diptera; Drosophilidae
Product: gamma-aminobutyric acid receptor alpha-like
Exons: 5
Coding region: 1-2130 (709 amino acids)
Biological process (GO): chemical synaptic transmission; nervous system process; signal transduction
Cellular component (GO): neuron projection; synapse; membrane
Molecular function (GO): neurotransmitter receptor activity; extracellular ligand-gated monoatomic ion channel activity; transmembrane signaling receptor activity
Source: RefSeq, a predicted model, not a curated record
AUGUGCGCAAGCAGAGCAACAACAACUCAAACAAAAACAACAUCCGGCAAUGCGUCGGCUGACCUCAUCGGCGGCGACUACUCUGGCAUCAGCAGGAGCAGCAGUUGUCCGUCCUGGCUGGCGCAAGGACAACGUUUAAACUUGCGCAUAUUUAAACUUUUGAUUAGCUGCUGCCUUCUAAUGUGCUGCAUUUAUACAAAUGCCUGGCAAUUGUCCAUUGGCCAACUUGGGGUCAUGGCCGGCAGCAUCAAAGGGCGCGGCGAAACGCACCGACUGGACGAGAUUGGAGCUGGUUCGCUGACGCGCUCCUGGCUAACGCAGAGCAAUAAUCAUGCCAACAUCUCCGAAUUGUUGGACAAUUUGCUGCGUGGCUAUGAUAAUAGCAUUCGACCGGAUUUCGGUGGUCCACCUGCCACCAUUGAGGUGGACAUAAUGGUGCGCAGUAUGGGUCCAAUAUCAGAAGUGGAUAUGACCUACUCGAUGGACUGUUACUUUCGGCAAUCCUGGGUGGAUAAACGGCUCGCCUUCGAGGGCGCCCAGGACACGCUGGCGCUGUCAGUGUCAAUGCUGGCGCGCAUUUGGAAGCCGGAUACGUAUUUUUACAAUGGCAAACAGAGCUAUUUGCACACGAUAACCACCCCGAAUAAGUUUGUGCGCAUCCAUCAGAAUGGGCGUAUUCUGUACUCCAGCCGGCUGACAAUUAAAGCAGGCUGCCCCAUGAAUCUCGCGGAUUUUCCCAUGGACAUACAGAAAUGCCCGCUGAAAUUUGGCUCAUUUGGCUACACCACGUCGGAUGUCAUUUAUCGCUGGAACAAAGAGCGACCGGCAGUUGCCAUUGCUGAGGACAUGAAAUUGUCACAAUUCGAUUUGGUCGAUUGUCCGGCGGGUAAUAUAACGGACAUUGUUUACAAGGCAGCCGCUCCGAUGCCCCAGCAAUACAACAACAAGGACACGUUCCCAUCUAAGCAGCCGCCCAAUCCCAACAACAAGAACUACAACAACAACAACAAAGUGAUGUCAACUUUUGCGGGCCCGGGUGCCAAAAAUCAACAUGUCCGUGGCACUGGCUUAAAACUAGACAAAGGCGCCUUCGGCUCGGGACGCGGCGUUGCCGGUGGCGGUGGUCUUGUCACGAAUCUGGCGGGCAGCAUCAGCUUGGAAACGCAUCAUCCAUCGGAAUACUCGAUGCUGAUGGUAAAUUUUCAUCUGCAGCGGCACAUGGGCAACUUUCUGAUUCAGGUCUAUGGGCCUUGCUGUCUGCUGGUGGUGCUCAGCUGGGUCUCCUUUUGGCUGAAUCGUGAGGCGACUGCGGAUCGCGUUUCUCUGGGCAUUACCACGGUGCUGACCAUGACAUUUCUGGGCUUGGAAGCACGUACAGAUCUGCCCAAGGUGUCGUAUCCCACAGCGUUGGACUUCUUUGUGUUCCUGUCGUUUGGCUUCAUCUUUGCGACCAUUCUGCAAUUCGCAGUUGUCCAUUACUUCACCAAAUAUGGUUCCGGGGAGUGCUACUUUAUUAUUGAGGACCUUGACUCGGAUUCGGCCGAAUCCGAAACGGAUGCAGAUGCCAGCGGCCAGUCGGACUUUCGCGGCAGCAGUGAAUCCAAGAUCUAUGAGGUUAUACCGUUGUCCAUGUGUGCCAUCAACAUGCCAGCAUCCGGCAGCAGUCGCCUGGGCAUGCUCCACUCCAGACGCACCACGCGUAAUCGACGCCACGGACUGACUGGCUUCAGCUUCUGGCGCUGCUUGGACUGGUUCAGCUGCCGGCGACGACGGCGUCAGCCACGCAAAGCGACCUGCUCCGAUGAGGAUGAGGAGUACGAUGAACAGACGCAACUGCGCUUCGAUGAGGCGCCCUGCACUUCAGCAGCUGCAGCGGCAGCGGCGGCGGCAACACCUGCACAGAGCCCACCGCCCACCGUGGGACGCAGGCGCAUGUCCUUCUAUAGGCGCGAGGAGCUGGAGGCGCGCCGCAAGGGCAAACGGACACCGCAAUACAAUUCGGUAUCGAAGAUAGAUCGGGCCUCAAGAAUUGUAUUCCCGUUGCUGUUCUUUCUGAUCAAUGUGUUCUACUGGUAUGGCUACCUGUCCAGGAGCUCGCGCAUUUUGGCCAAUACGCCAACGAGCACCUGA